Messenger RNA from Ricinus communis (castor bean), 3244 nucleotides. Its product is annotated as TBC1 domain family member 8B. NCBI's taxonomy places the organism in Eukaryota, Viridiplantae, Streptophyta, Magnoliopsida, Malpighiales, Euphorbiaceae. Bases 401 to 2968 code for a protein of 855 amino acids. The record is from RefSeq and is a predicted model, not a curated record. The transcript has 18 exons.
GAAAAAAGACAGCAUUCCGAUCUCUAAAAAUCUCCAGUGCUGGAUUAGUUUUCUUUUCCUUUCCGUGCUAAACAUAUCGGAUUCUGUGCAAAGAAAUCACACACACACACACACGCAGACACCCCUCACUAACCCAUACCACAUGUAACAAUCAUGUGACGCUAAUCUCGCUCUUCUCUGCAUGUGCCCUCUCUCUCUCUUACACUUCACUUCUUCCAAAACCCCAAAACCCCCCCAAUAAGCUUUAGCAACCAAUAAUACCACACGCAUUCUCUCUCUAUCUUCCUUCUUUUUCUCUAAAAUUCAGUUGCAGAGAGAGAACAGAAUCUAAAAGAUCUCUAAAUUUAGCAAUAAUCGACCAAUCAGAUCAAUCCACGUACCUACUCUUUGCUACUGAAAAAUGAGGUCUCUCUCUCAGACCAAGGUCGCUAAGCCUGGUAACCCGCUUAUCGCCUUUGAGCACAAGAGGGAUGCAUAUGGAUUUGCAGUCAGACCUCAGCAUGUACAAAGAUACAGGGAAUAUGCUAAUAUCUACAAGGAGGAAGAGGAGGAAAGAUCAGAUAGAUGGAAGAGUUUCUUGGAACGACAAGCAGAAUCUGCUGAGUUGCCGCUAAAUGAUUUAUCUUUGGACGAGGUAAAUAAGGCAUUGGUUACUGAAACAACAGAGCAGGACACAAGGAAUGGUUGUGCUGAAGAUGAUGAUUUUAGCAGUGACAAGCCUGGUUCUGAUGUUUCACUCGAGAAUCUUACAGAAAAUGAAGAGAAACAGUCUAUAGCCAGUACAAGAGUCCAUAGGGUGCAAAUAUGGACUGAGAUUAGACCUUCCCUUCGUUCCAUUGAAGAUAUGAUGAGCAUUCGUGUAAAAAAGAAGGGAAAUCAACCAAAAGACCAGCUUGAUCCCAAAAAAGACCCUCCUAAUGAAGAUGCUAAAUCAGCAAAAGGAGCAUCCGAAGAGGAUUCUGAGGAUGAAUUUUAUGAUGUGGAAAGAUCAGAUCCAGUUCAAGACAACUCUUCAAGUGAUGGUGUAAGCGUAUCUGGCACAGGUGCUACUGCAGCUGAUGGGACCCCUCUCGAAUCUUACUUCCCCUGGAAAGAAGAACUGGAGGUUCUUGUUCGUGGCGGUGUUCCAAUGGCACUCAGGGGAGAGCUCUGGCAAGCAUUUGUGGGUGUGAGGGUGCGGCGAGUGGAUAAGUAUUACCAGGAUCUUCUUGCUUCAGAAACUAAUUCAGGAAAUAAUGUAGAACAGCAGUCAGAUAGUGAUGCUAAGGUGUCAACUACAGACCCCGUUUGUGUACCUGAGAAAUGGAAAGGGCAGAUUGAGAAGGAUUUGCCUCGGACAUUUCCAGGUCAUCCUGCCUUGGAUAAUGAUGGUAGAAAUGCUUUGAGACGGUUGCUUACAGCAUAUGCUCGGCACAACCCCUCUGUUGGGUACUGUCAGGCUAUGAAUUUUUUUGCUGCCUUGUUACUACUUCUGAUGCCUGAGGAAAAUGCCUUCUGGGCAUUGAUGGGAAUCAUUGAUGACUAUUUUGAUGGCUAUUACUCAGAGGAAAUGAUAGAGUCUCAGGUUGACCAACUUGCCUUUGAGGAGUUGGUGCGCGAAAGAUUUCCUAAACUGGUAAAUCAUCUGGAUUACCUGGGAGUGCAGGUUGCAUGGGUUACAGGACCCUGGUUCCUUUCCAUUUUCAUGAACAUGCUUCCAUGGGAAAGUGUUCUUCGAGUCUGGGAUGUGCUUCUUUUUGAAGGAAACCGUGUCAUGCUAUUUCGGACUGCACUUGCUUUGAUGGAAUUAUAUGGCCCUGCAUUAGUCACUACCAAGGAUGCUGGAGAUGCAGUCACAUUGCUACAGUCUCUCGCUGGCUCAACAUUUGAUAGCAGUCAACUUGUACUAACAGCUUGCAUGGGUUAUCAAAAUGUGAAUGAAGCUAGAUUACAAGAGUUGAGAAAUAAGCAUCGAUCUGCUGUUAUAGCUGCAGUUGAGGAAAGAACUAAAGGGCUUCAAGCUUGGAGAGAUUCACAGGGUCUAGCAUCGAAGCUAUAUAAUUUCAAGCAUGACCCCAAGUCAAUGCUGAUAGAGACUAAGCAGAAUGGUGGUGAGUUAUCUCGUUCAGAGUCUGGAUCCACUAAUGCAGAUGAAGUUCUUAUAAGCCUGACAGGGGACAUGGAGAUAGAAUCUGUUCCGGAUCUUCAAGAUCAGGUGGUUUGGUUGAAGGUUGAACUGUGCAAGUUGCUAGAGGAGAAAAGAUCUGCUAUUCUUAGGGCAGAGGAGUUGGAGACUGCUUUAAUGGAGAUGGUCAAGCAGGAUAAUCGGCGGCAAUUGAGUGCUAGGGUUGAGCAGUUAGAGCAAGAGGUUUCUGAGUUGCAAAGAGCUCUCUCUGAUAAGCAGGAACAAGAAAACGUCAUGCUCCAGGUCUUAAUGCGGGUAGAGCAAGAGCAGAAGGUGACAGAAGAUGCUCGUAGAUAUGCUGAGCAAGAUGCAGCAGCACAGAGAUAUGCGGCUCAAGUACUUCAGGAAAAGUAUGAAGAAGCCCUUGCUUCACUUGCUGAAAUGGAGAAAAGAGCAGUUAUGGCAGAGUCAAUGUUGGAGGCUACCUUACAGUAUCAGUCAGGACAGCUGAAAGCACAACCUUCACCAAGAGCUUCUCAUCCAGAUUCACCACGAAGCAAUCAAGAGCCUAUACAAGAGAUACCAGCAAGAAAGAUUAGUUUGCUGUCUCGACCAUUUGGACUUGGUUGGCGUGACAGAAACAAGGCAAAACCCGCAAAUGCUGAGGAAUCAAGCAAUGGCAAGGCUUCCAAUGAGGUACAGAGUCCAAGCCCUGAGCAGAAGGCCAGGGAGGUACAGAGUCCAGGUGCUGAGCAGAAGGCCGGUGAGGUACAGAGUCCAGGCGCUGAGCAGAAGGCCAAUAAGAUGCAGAGUCCAAGCGCUGAGCCGGAGGGCACAAAUGGCCUUUCAGUAGAUAAAGAAUAGAGAUUUGCAGGUUUACCUUAAAUCAUAUACAAUAUAGAUAUUGAGUUCUCUAGUGUCAGUUGGGCGUGGUCGAUAUUUUUUUGUGUACCAGGAGAGCAUAGAUUAGUUUUAUUUUUAUUUUUAUUUUUUCUCAUCUGUUAUUAUUAUUAUUUUUUUAGAGCUAUAUCCGUUGUCAUUGUUUGUUCAUUGAACAGUAAUAAUAGUAUUAAUGGUGAAGAAAAUGUAAGACAGACAUGAUUUCCAAAUAGUGAAACAAAUUGUAUAAUCUUUCCAAUA